Lathyrus sativus (Indian pea) is the source of this 768-nucleotide messenger RNA. NCBI's taxonomy places the organism in Eukaryota, Viridiplantae, Streptophyta, Magnoliopsida, Fabales, Fabaceae. The record is from the annotation of a GenBank genome assembly.
AUGGCAACAAUUUUCUGGCUUCUUACUUUACUAAGCCUCAGCUGCCUGCUAGGAUUCAAUGCCCAAGCACCAGCAACUGCACCGUCAAAGUUGCCACCUACAACCCCAACAGCAACACCACCUGUCAUUACACAACCACCUACUGUGGUGGCAUCUCCCCCCAUCUCAACCCAACCACCUGCAAAUGUAGCACCCAAAUCUGCUCAAGUGACAUCACCAGCUCCAAAGGUUUCACCACCAUCAAGUCCAAUAGUCCCUCCACUCCAACCACCAAAAACUUCACCUGUCUCAACUCCCACGUUGCCACCACCAUUACCACCACCAACAACAUUACCACCACAAAAUAUAUCGCCAUUACCAGUUCAAACACCACCUGCCCCCGCACCAGUAAAGGCAACACCAACGCCAGCACCUGCACCCAUAAAGCAAGCCCCAGCUCCUACACCGAUUACUUCCCCGCCAUUACCGGCACCAACACCUGCAGUAAAUGCCCCUGCACCAGCACCUGAGUCCCCCAAGCACAAGAAAGGAAGACACAAACACAAGCACAGGAGACAUCAUGCACCAGCGCCAGCACCAACAAUUAUUCACAAGAGUCCCCCUGCACCACCAACUGAUACUAAAGCAGAUGACGACACAACACCGGCACCAGCACCUAGUCUUAAUUUGAAUGGCGCACCAUCAAACCAUCAUCAAGGGAGAAAUAUAUGGGCAACAGCUGGAUUUGCUAUCACUGUUUUUCUAGCAAUAACUGUCUACAGCAGCUAG